Messenger RNA from Vespa velutina, 1642 nucleotides. RefSeq names its product L-galactose dehydrogenase-like. Gene Ontology annotation, molecular function: L-galactose dehydrogenase activity. The record is from RefSeq and is a predicted model, not a curated record. The coding region runs from base 252 to 1277 and encodes 341 amino acids. The transcript has 7 exons. Gene Ontology annotation, cellular component: cytosol. Lineage: Eukaryota; Metazoa; Arthropoda; Insecta; Hymenoptera; Vespidae.
AAGAAUGACCAAUCAGAGUACUUUGAUAACGUAGUAGUACUUUGAAAUGAAAUGUAAUGGAACUUUUUUUUCUUAGUUAUCUUUUCUUACGAUAUAAUAACGUUAUUUAUCAUUGAGCAUUUCUACAAAGCAGUAAAGUAAUGAUGAUGUAAGAUAAUAUUCAUCAAAAAUUUUUACAAAUUAUUAUAAAGUGAUAAUCAAAGGAUAUAUAUAAAAUUGAAAUUGUUAUUUAAAAAUAAUAAAUAGCGAUUAUGUUGCCACCAACAUAUGUUGAAGGCUUCCAUGAUUUAAAAUCGGUUAAAUUAAUGGAAUAUAAAAAGCUGAACAAUUUAUUAGUUAGUAAAUUGUCUUUUGGUAGUGGACCACUUGGUUGUCAUUAUGGCAAUUAUGACGAAAAUGAAGCAAUUGAAACAAUACGACAAGCUAUAAAAGAAGGUGUAAAUUAUAUUGAUACAGCGCCAUGGUAUGGACAAGGGAAAUCAGAAAAAGUAAUCGGGAAGGCAUUAAAAGGAAUUCCUCGUCAAGCUUAUUACAUUGCAACAAAAGUUGGAAGAUACGAGUUAGAUUUAAAAAAUAUGUUUGAUUUUUCAAAAGAAAAAACAAGAAAUAGUUUUAAAAACAGUUUGAAUAAUUUAGGAUUAGAUUAUGUUGAUGUUAUUCAGGUUCAUGAUAUAGAAUUUGCUCCAUCGCUUGACAUAAUAAUUACACAAACUUUACCAGAACUAUCAAAGCAAGUUGCAGAAGGAAAAGCUAGAUAUAUUGGUAUUACUAGCUAUCCACUUUCUGUUUUAAAAGAAUGCAUAGAGCAAAGCAAUAUUAAUAUUACAUGUGUGCUAACUUAUUCCAGAUUUACUUUACUAGAUGAUACUUUAAUGCAGUUCAUACCAUUUUUUAAGAAAAAUAACGUUGGUAUAAUUAAUGCGGGCUUACUUGCUAUGGGUCUUUUAACAAAUAAUGGUCCUCCAGAUUGGCAUCCUGCUAGUAAAGAAAUGAAAAAGAUUUGUAGUGAUGUUGCACAAUAUUGCAAGGAUAAUGAUGUAGAAAUAAGCAAAUUAGCUGUAUGGUAUGCUAUGCAGUGCGAAGAUAUAACUACAAACUUAAUUGGUAUUCAAAAUAUUCAACAAUUAAGAAUGAAUUUCAACGUAUUAAGAAAUGGCAUUACAGAAAAGGAAAAAGCAAUAUUAAAAAUAAUUCAAGAGAAAUAUCUAAAUCAGAUCAAAUAUAAACAUUGGGAAAACAAAGAAAUUGAAACAUACUGGCAUGCUAUGAAGAAGUAAAAAAUAUUUCUAUUUGUUUAUUAUAUAUAUAUAUAUAUAUUUUUUUAUAAUAAAUAAGAAAAUAGAAAAAAUAAAUCUAGAAAUACUACUUAUACAUUUGAUUUAAUUAUUUAAGAAUACGAUCAUAUUUCAAUUGUUUCAAAGUGUCUGUGCAUAAAUUAUAUCUGUAGCAAAGAAUUCAUUAUCAUUACUAAUAUAUCUCAAUCGAUAUGCUAAUUCAAUAAAUGAUAGUAUAACUGAUGUUCUAUGAAAAAGUUUUUUAUGAUACAAAAAGAUUUCAAAAUUUUUUUUAAUAAAUAGUUCUCUAGCCGCUUUUCUAUGUACUGAAAUGAUCACAUUAAUACAUCUAUAUCUUUGUAGACUGC